Molecule: messenger RNA, 3425 nt
Organism: Chanos chanos (milkfish)
Lineage: Eukaryota; Metazoa; Chordata; Actinopteri; Gonorynchiformes; Chanidae
Product: treacle protein
Exons: 11
Coding region: 436-3201 (921 amino acids)
Biological process (GO): protein linear deubiquitination
Cellular component (GO): cytoplasm
Molecular function (GO): cysteine-type deubiquitinase activity
Source: RefSeq, a predicted model, not a curated record
AUGUGGUCGUUCUGCCCCGCGUGCUGAAACACUCCAGAUUCGGGUACGAAAUGUGAAGUUGGUAGUUCUUCCAUGUUUGGUAGGGGCCACAAGAUAUGACAAGAUACGAGAUCCACGGGGGAAAAAUGUACCUUUUUUCGUGACAUCCAGAAUUCUACAGAACUCUUGAGGGAAGACGUAUCCAUGAGUAUUUGACCUAAUGAGCCACCGGUGCACACUAAGGAGAGCCAACAUAUCCAAACAAUUUAUCCUCAUAUUACAUGGACGGGGAAGCAAGCCGGCCAGAAGAGGAACUGAACUACUUUAUUUGACUAGAUAGCUCCCAGUAGGGCCUGAGCCUUAGGAAAAAACCCUAAAGGAGUUUUGGGCACCUCUGGAACCCAGAACUUUCUUUCUUUCUUUUUUUUGGACUGGUUGAGGUGACUGAGUGUAAAAAUGGGGAACCGAUGUUGUAAGUCUGUUAACCCCUGCGAGACCCGGGACGAAGAACAGGGUUUACUGAGCUCCUCGACCACGGGUUCAAAAACCUCAGCCAGGUCGGGAGAGCUGACAGCAGGCAACAUGGGACCCAGUGAAGAUGACAGAGCUGAAGACAGAGCUUUACAUCCAGAUGGACUCGUGGUGACCAAACAGCCAAUCGCCGUACAGGCCGACUCGACAGCAGUGGAUGAACAGACGAACAAGAGCGUAUAUAGCGAGACAAUAACUAUCCUGAAAAAAACGGACGGUACUUCAGAUGUCAGCAACGAGGUCUCGGCUGAGGAGAAAAACACAGAAGCAGUCAAUGCGUCUGAACAGUUAAAGGCAGAAGUUGCAGUACCCCAAGAUGCAACAGCAGAGGAGAAAAAACCAUCAAACUCAACAAAGUCACCUGUGGAGGAAGGUAUCACACACGUCACUAAUGACAUUUUACCUGAGGGGACUGGUGUUCAAGAGGAAACCAACACAGCAUCCGCUCAAGGGAGCUUCACAAGCCUGACUGCGCAGACGUCUGACAGCUCAUACGCUCAAGUGAUGAAAUCACUGAAAGCAGCAGACAGUGCUGCGCAACCGACAGAAAAUGCGCAGACGAACGCAGCUGAGGCAGCCACGCAAAUGAACGACGCAGCAGCGGAGGUUAAAGACGUAACGUCUGCUCCGGCCAAACCAGCGGAGGAUAAGGAGGGUGCAGAGCGGGUGACAGAUACGCAGGGAGAGCCAGACAGGGCGGCUGCGCAGACAGACAGAAAAGCAGCGACUGCGCAGGACACGCCCACCGUAGCGGAGCUUAACGCGAAGGCUGAAACCGGUGAGGUGACUCCGGAAACAGAGUCGCAAAUUCCUGGCAUAGGAGGGGAGGAGACUUCUGAAAACAAGUCGAAAGACCUAAGCGACUCCUCCGCAGAGGCCAUGAAGUGGGAGGCAGGUGAACAGUCAAACAUCACUGCCGAGGAGCGGAUGACAGAGACGGAGAACGCCGUAGCGCUGCCUGGACCGUCCCCCGUAGAUCCUUCAAAAGUGGAAGAUGUCCCAGAGACACCUGCGACAUCAGAGGGUCCCAGUGUCGCUGAAACUGAAAAGGACGAUGAACAACCAGAGGGUCCAUCGUCUGAAGCGGAAGAUGUGGUGGCAGAAAAGUCCUCUCCUACAGCUCAGGGACUCAAUGAGCGUGUGUCUGUUGAGGGAGUCAGCAGUGACCUUCCUGCUCCUGACAGCGAAGAAGGAGCGUCGGAGAACUCUGGCACUUUGGGUGCCGAAGACGGCACUCACGGACGUGACGGAACUUCUCCAGAGGCUGACAGCGUGGGAGACGGCGCAGAUAUCACUGCGGCUCUGGAGAAGAAGCAGGUGCUCACAGAUCAGGAGAGGGAACCUGCCGACCAGAGCCAGAACGGUCUAAACUCCAGCGGUCCCUCGUCACCCUCCAACUCGGCACACAAUGCAUCAGCUGCUGAGAUUUACAAGAGGGAGUCCGCCGAAGAGACGGAGCUGGAGACGCAGCAUGACACAGUGGGACUGAGUGAAGCAUGCUCCCUGGGCGAACUUGUACAGGACCUAGAGGAAGGAGAUCACCAAGCUCCGGAAGAUGGGGAGGAGAAGAGAGAGGAAGAGAGCGUUACCAAGGAAACCGCUGACAGACAGGAUACGGAAACCUCUGAGGACCAACAAGAGGACCUCGCUUUCAAGAAAUUCUCUCCUGUGAAAGUGGAGGUGAUACCUGUUAAAGAGAAAGACGUCGGCACAGCAAAUGAAGAGGAGGAGGGGGAUGAAGAUUUAUAUCGUGGAGCCGAAGAGAUUGAAGGGGACCAGGGCAAAGGAGAGCAGUCAAAGCCACUCCUUGAGAUCACAAUUCCUGGAGUGAAGGACAGAUGCAGCCUGGCUGCCGCUGUAGACAUCCUGACUUACAGCGAGAGAGAAUGGAAAGGCAACACGGCCAAAAGCAGCCUCAUCCGAAAGGGCUAUGCGGAGCUGGCCCAGACCUUCAGCAGCCUGAGGAGAGUGAGAGGAGAUAACUUCUGUGCCCUGAGAGCCACACUGUACCAGCUUCUCUCCACCAGCACGGAGCCUCCUGCCUGGCUCCUGGAGGAGCACUUCUUAUCUUUGCCGGAGAAGCUGGAGGAUCAGGACAGGCUGAUUGGAGGCUGGCUUUUCCCCAAAGAGUGUGCGCAGAUGGGAAAGGACGAGGACUCAGUGGGGCAGCUCAGGCACUUCCUGGAGCUCUUACAGAAAAAGUGGCAGGCUGCGGCAUCAGCGGCGCCAGGCUCGGAGGAGAGGGAGCGAGUGUGCGAGGAGCUGUUUCAGUCUGGGGAAGAGGAGUAUGGUCUCCUGGAGGCACUGAAGUUUCUCAUGCUAGCCAAGGCGGUGGAGCUCCACGGUAACAUGCAGGCAGGACAGGAUGUACCCGUCUUCUGCUGGCUUCUGUUCGCUCGUGACACCUCACCGUGUCCUCGCACCUUAUUGGUCAACCACCUGAGUCAGAUUGGCUUCAGCGGUGGAGCGGAACAGGUGGAGAUGUUUCUCCUGGGCUACGCUUUGCAGCACACCAUCCAAACCUACCGUCUUUACAAAGCAGAAACAGAGGAGUUUAUAACAUACUAUCCCGACGAUCAUCAACAGGACUGGCCCAGUGUAAGUUUGGUUACAGAGGACGACCGUCAUUACAACGUCCCUGUUAGGAGGCCUGUGGAACCCCAAGUCAAUGAUGACCUCACUGUUCUCUGAUUUACACGAUUGGCCGAGGGGAGAGGUGGCCGCAAGCCGAUUGGACGAACAACCCCCGAUGGCUUUUCUGUAAUUUUGACCAGCACACUUUUUACUGCGGUUAUCAGAGCUGGAAAACUCUUCGGAGCCUAACGGGCUGCCUGUAACUGCCAAGAGAAAGAAACAGUAGGGUUUGUUUUUUUUCUUCCCCACCCCUGUCACUUAAACAAUUGCUGCAUAAAAAA